CGGAAGUGAGUGAGGUGAGAGGAGCAAGAUGGCGACUCCCUAUGUUACCGAUGAAUCUGGAAAGUACAUAGCAGCCACUCAACGGCCAGACGGUUCUUGGAGAAAGCAGAGGAAAGUGAAGGAGGGAUAUGUGCCCCAAGAAGAAGUACCAGUGUAUGAAAAUAAAUAUGUCAAGUUCUUUAAGAGCAAACCUUCUCUGCCUCCUGGACUAAGUGAAACUGAUGCCUCCACAGGCAAAACCCAGCAGCCGUCAAAACCAGAUGCUGAUACCACCUUGUCCAAAACAGCCAAGAGGAACAUGAAGCGCAAAGAGAAAAGGAAACAAGAGAAAGGGGAGCGUGAGCAGGUGGAAGACGCACGGCAAGAUCUGGAGAGGGUUAACAUUUCAGAAACCCCUGUGCAAAAGAAUUUGACAUCCGCACAUAAGAAUGGGUCAGCAAGCAGUGACAACCCUGCAGCAGAGAGAGCCAAGAAAAUAAAGAACCUGCGCAAAAAGCUUCGUCAGGUGGAGGAAUUACAACAGAAAAUAGACUCUGGGGAGAUCAAAGAGCCAUCCAAAGAGCAGCUGGAAAAACUGUCCAGAAGGAAAGCUUUAGAAGAAGAGAUAGAGGACCUAGAGCUGGACUUAUAAAUCACUAGUAUGGGGAUGGCCUUCAUGUUCUGGAACAGGGAUAUCCAGCCAUUGAUAAACUACAGUUACCAACAUCUGUGUGGAACAAGUUGUAGUAAAGCAACAGCUUGAGAGCUGCUGGUUGGUUGUUUUUGUCUUAAAACAUGGUAUGCCUUUAACCUAGUUUUUUUUUUGUUUUUUUUUCAUCCUGUUUCAGUGCAGUUUUUUCAAGUUAGCAUUUUUGUGUUGAAGGACCUCCAUUAUGCCUUACUGCCCCCCCAAAUGUAGAUCCUCCCCUCCCUUUUUUUAUGAUCUGAAGUUGCCUUUAUAUGUAUAGUUUCAAACAGAUUUUAGCUCAUUAAUGGAUAAUUCAGUUUUAAAAAAAAA
Xenopus tropicalis (tropical clawed frog) is the source of this 997-nucleotide messenger RNA. RefSeq names its product PYM homolog 1, exon junction complex associated factor (gene pym1). NCBI's taxonomy places the organism in Eukaryota, Metazoa, Chordata, Amphibia, Anura, Pipidae. Gene Ontology annotation, biological process: exon-exon junction complex disassembly. Bases 29 to 631 code for a protein of 200 amino acids. Gene Ontology annotation, cellular component: nucleoplasm; cytoplasm; nucleolus. The transcript has 3 exons. The record is from RefSeq and is marked provisional.